Magnolia sinica is the source of this 849-nucleotide messenger RNA. RefSeq names its product ubiquitin-conjugating enzyme E2 variant 1C. Gene Ontology annotation, cellular component: nucleus. The transcript has 4 exons. Bases 182 to 622 code for a protein of 146 amino acids. Lineage: Eukaryota; Viridiplantae; Streptophyta; Magnoliopsida; Magnoliales; Magnoliaceae. Gene Ontology annotation, biological process: protein K63-linked ubiquitination; DNA damage tolerance. The record is from RefSeq and is a predicted model, not a curated record.
CAACCCUCGACCCUUUCCGGUCAGCCGCUCUCUCUCCCUUCAUCUUUAUUCUCUCUUUCCCAAGAUUCUUCUCACCAUCUAUGUUUUAGUCGGAUCUGAAAUCUCACAACUCAGGAAAGAGAAAAAAGGAGAAAAAAGUAGAAUCAGAAAGAGGAAAAAUCUUACCAGCUGAUCAACAUCAAUGACGAUCGGGUCGGGAGGAUCGAGCGUAGUUGUCCCACGGAACUUCAGAUUGUUGGAGGAACUUGAGCGAGGAGAGAAGGGUAUUGGAGAUGGCACAGUCAGCUAUGGAAUGGAUGAUGGAGAUGACAUUUACAUGCGUUCUUGGACGGGUACCAUAAUUGGUCCUCACAAUUCUGUACAUGAAGGUCGCAUUUAUCAGUUGAAGCUCUUCUGCGACAAAGAUUAUCCGGAGAAGCCCCCCAGUGUUCGUUUCCAUUCACGGAUCAACAUGACCUGUGUCAACCAUGAGACUGGAGUGGUAGAAGCGAAGAAGUUUGGGAUGCUGGCAAAUUGGCAGCGGGAGUAUACCAUGGAAGACAUACUUACACAGCUGAAGAGGGAAAUGGCGGCACCCCACAACCGGAAGCUGGUACAGCCGCCUGAGGGUACCUACUUCUAGUAAUUUCGGUAGAAGCUAGCAUAUAUAGUCCACAUUAAUACGAAAUAUGUCAUUCUCAUGGCUGUAUCCACCCACAAUGAAAUUUAAGGGCCCAAGGGACACCUUGCUACAGCAUCAUUAUCAAACUCACUAUUUGUGCUGCUAUUUCCUAUUUUCAUUUACCGAACUGCAUUGCAAGGCAUGCAGUUUGAUGAAUGGGAGUGUUUGUGUGUCAUAUUGAAUGAAAA